GCUUAUUUCAUCAUCCGCAUGGAUGAUGCGAACCUGCAUGCUGCCAAGCUUUUGCAUCAAAGAGUGCCAGCUUGCCGCUGGUGCAUUACGCUGAAGGAAUUCAACGAAUUUGUGCGAGAUGUGCGAGUCGAGUGGAAAGCAGGUCGAGUUCCGGACAGUGCUUCGCAUCCAAAUCCGAGCCAUGAUGACCCGGACUGUGGCCCGAACAUGUACCAGGUGAACCAGCACUUCGUCAAACCAUGCACGCUUCGUGCGGGAGGUAUGAGCUAUGCCCUGAUGAAGCAUCCUGAUGGUCUGGAAUGCGAAGUGUUCAUCUCCCACGCCUGGGCAGAGGGUGUCUUUGAGCUUUCUUCCUCAGUGGCUGGCGCCUGGGUUCCUGGCAUGCACAAUCUGUAUUGCUGCUUGUUGGCCAACCCGCAGAACCUGGACAUCGGGGAGCUGCUGGGCUGCCGGCCCUCCCUGAGCCCCUUCGCCGCAGCCCUGGGCAGCGCCUCCCACAUCAUCGUGGCGCCCAACCGCGCGGUGUCCGUGUACUCCCGGCUGUGGUGCGUCUACGAGGCCUACUUGGCUGCAAACCAGGAGAAAGUCUUCCUGAUACCUUCCAGGCAGAAAGCUUCUAGGUGCUUCCGCUACCACUUCUGGUGGAUCUUCCUGCCUGUGCUUUGCGGCUUUGCGAUUGCAUGCUGCCUUUGGAAGAUGCCCCUGGCAAAACAGCAGAGCUUCAAGAGACAUCUAUUGACGGUGCUAACCGUGCUUACUAUACUCAACCUCAUGAAUUUGCUCCUUGCGGGAUUGUGGCCAAGGCAUUGCCCAAAACCUGCUGCGCUCUGGGUUUUGGAUUCUUUUAUGCUUUUCACCUAUACGUUGGUAGCCUCAGGGUAUUUCCUGAUUUUGCCACCUUACCUGACGGAUGAUCUUGUCGGCGAAUAUUGGUCAAGACGUGCGCUGAUUGUUUUCUUCCGCGUCUUCCUCAUUGCUGCCCUUGCCUUUCUCAGUAUGGGCAUUGUCGGCCACAACAUCACAAACAGCCUGGAUCGGGCAGCGCUGCGAGCUCUUGAACAGGGGCUAAACUUUGACUCCGUGCGGUUCGCAACCUGCUCAAACCCGAAGGAUGCAGCGGCGAUUUGGGGUGAGAUUUCUGACUCGGUGUCUGACGUGGAUGCUGCCAUCCAUAUUUUGGUGCGGGCUGGCGCUUACACCCGAGGAUUGCGUCAGCAGUUUGAUGCCGGCGUGGACAUUCAGGGCGCGGGCUUCACGGACUUUUGCAUUCGCACGGUCCACGCGUCUGCGCUGUGGCUCGUGGCAACUGUCGCCAUGGCGGAGCGUGGCUAUUUCUGGGCAGAGCACGUGGACAUCCCCAAGUGGCUUUGGGUGGUGCCGGUGGUCGUCUGUGGUGCUGCUUCCUGUGCAAUUCCUCCCACUCUUUUUCGGAUUGUGCGCAGAGCCCCGGAGCAUGGCGUCUUCGCAUGCCAGGUGAUGAGCACUUGUGGGAUUUUGACCAUCCUGGCGCCUACUUUUUGGGUGGUGGAGUGGAGUAAACCUGCAACCCUUCAGCACUUGGUGGGCGCCACUCCUCUUGCGACACAAUGGAAGCCGCCAACGCCCCUCGCACUAUUUUUGGCUGUUUAUCCACUCAUCAUGGCCACGUGCUGCUUGUUGCUUGUGUGGUUGGGACCAACUCUGUUGUGGUCGGGAUUGGUCCAGACUCGCAAGAGCACAUGCGAUGCGUGCAUCUCUUUCAGCCGGGGCAAGUCAAAGUCUGCAGAGUCCGACUUUGACUCUGAUGAAGAGAGUGACAGCAGUUUUUCCUCGCACAAAUCUAGCGAAAUGUCUCCACAUGCAUCUUGCUUGCUGUCAGACUGGGUGUAGGCAAGGGGGCGGUUAAAGCAUUGUGGCAACUGGCCACUGUUUGGCUGCUCCCAUGUUCAGUCCGCGCACGGUGUCAGAC
Messenger RNA from Effrenium voratum, 1948 nucleotides. The record is from the annotation of a GenBank genome assembly. Lineage: Eukaryota; Dinophyceae; Suessiales; Symbiodiniaceae.